UGGGCAGCAAAGGUUGCCGACCAUGCAGAAAUCAAGUUACCCGUUAAGAAGAGGAGUUCUAUUUAUAGUCGAAACACCAGGCUCAGAAGCCAGUUGUGGCCUGUGGGCUUUUCUGAAUGUGUCUCAAGUCUUUGGGGGACAAGCCACAAUGCAGAGUGCUGGCUCACCUUCCUCCCACGUCCCCCCUUCUGUAUGUGGCCUCUGCUUCCCCUUUUCAACAGAGUUCCAGAGUGGCUGGAAAGGAGUGAACAAGGUGGAGAGAAAUCCAUGUUCUGCAAAAGGAGAGGACAAGGAGAAUAAUGCUCAACUGGCACAGCUCCGUGAUCCUGUCCGCCUACAUUAUCAUCUUCCUCACCGGCCUCCCUGCCAACCUCCUGGCCCUGCGCGCCUUCGUGGGGCGGGUCCGCCAGCCCCAUCCCGCCCCGGUGCACAUCCUCCUGCUCAGCCUGACCAUGGCGGACCUCCUGCUGCUGCUGCUGCUGCCCUUCAAGAUCAUUGAGGCUGCGUCCAACUUCCGCUGGUACCUGCCUCAGAUCGUCUGUGCCCUCACGGGUUUUGGCUUCUACAGCAGCAUCUACUGCAGCACGUGGCUGCUGGCGGGCAUCAGCAUCGAGCGCUACCUGGGCGUGGCCUUCCCGGUGCAGUACAAGCUCUCCCGCCGGCCCCUGUACGGAGUCAUCGCUGCCCUGAUUGCCUGGUUCAUGUCCUUUGGUCACUGCACCAUUGUGAUCAUCGUUCAGUACUUGAACUCGACCCAGGAGGCCGGAAAUAGAAACGGAAUUACCUGCUACGAGAACUUCACCAAAGAGCAGCUGGCCGUGGUGCUGCCCGUGCGGCUGGAGCUGUGCCUGGUCCUCUUCUUCAUCCCCAUGGCCGUCACCAUCUUCUGCUACUGGCGCUUCGUGCACAUCAUGCUCACCCAGCCCCACGCGGGGGCCCAGCGGCGGCGGCGAGCGGUGGGGCUGGCUGUCAUAACGCUCCUCAACUUCCUGCUGUGCUUCGGGCCUUACAACGUGUCUCACCUGGUGGGGUUUUACUUGAAGGAAAGCCCCCCGUGGCGGGCGGAGGCCGUGGUGUUCAGCUCGCUCAAUGCCAGUCUGGACCCCCUGCUUUUCUACUUCUCUUCUUCGGUGGUGCGCAGAGCGUUCGGAGAAGGACUGAGGCUGCUACGCAAUCAGGGCUCCUCCCUGUUAGGACGCAGAGCCAAAGAGAGAGCAGAGGUGACAAGCGGGGACAGGGGUGUGAGCCAAACAGACGGAGUGCCGAGUUCGGACUUCACCACCGACUAGCGAUUUCUCUGGACCUUCUAGGGCACCCUGGGCUACACAGGAGUUGGGCAGCCUGGGAGAGAGGGAACUUCCAGAGACAGGAAUCCCCAGACCCAACCCACAACUGGCACUUGGUUAACCUCUCUUACCAUCUUGGUGACCCUGCCUGGCUAAAUCUUCCCUCCCAAAGGAGUACAGCUCAGGGGCACAAGAGGAAACACUUAGACCUAGAAGCACUCUCCAGCUAGGGUCUCAGAAGCAAUGGUAGUUGCUAUAAAGUUUGUCCUUGUGGGGUGGUUGGUGUUUGGAGAGGAUGUGUUUGAAGGCAGAGUCCUAAAGUCUUGCCUCAACUUAGAAAUAACACCUAGAUACUGGUCUAGUUGCAGAUGCUGGAAAAAAGUCAAUGGGAAAGAGAUGGAAGAGAAAUACUAAUUGAGAGCAAAAAAGUCUCAAAAAGGUUCUGAGCAAGGGGGUUGGAAGGGAGGACCAGGGGCUUAGAUCUCUAAUGAUCUAGGUUUCACCAUAUUGGUUUGACCUGUUGCUUUGUAAAUGAGCUGCGUUCGUUUCACGUGUCUUUUUGUCUCCCCCAUUAAACUGGGAGCUGUGUGAGCCCUGGGUCACGCUCAUUCUCCAUGACACCCCAUGCAGGCCAGGAUGCGGUCUCGUGUCAUCAAUCUGAGAUCAACACUGACUAGCACAGGAGAAAACUCCCUGGUCUGGCAGAUUGAAAAUAAAGGUAGUAAAAUCCUGAAGUGAGUGUCCACAAUUUUUUGUAGUGCAUCUGCAAGCCCGGGGGAGGGCAAAUGCGGGAUGGAGAAACAGAUGCAUUAGAAACCACAGAAAACUUUUAAGAUGAAGAUGUCAGGAGGGUGAAGCAAGAAAGGGUACUGAUGGAAUUAUGUUUAGAUUGAUGGCUUAGAGGAUGUGGUGGAGUCUUGAUUCAAAGACAUCCAUUUAUCACAGGGGCUUCAGACUUGGUCCCUACUGCUCAGAAACCUGUGGUUCCUUAUCAUCAAAAUUCUUCUUCCAGGGAACUCACAUCCUAUCCAUCCCUUUGUCUGCUUCCUCUCCCUUCCCAAAUCUACCUGCAUAACUCAUUUCUCUGCAAUAAGGAGCCCCUGGCCAGGCAUGGUGGCGCACACCUGUAAUCCCAGUGACUUGGGAGGCUGAGGCAGGAGGAUUGCGAAUUCAAAGUCAGUCUCAGGAAUUUAGUGAGGCCCUCUGCAACUUAUAACCAGUCUCAAAAUAAAAAAUAAGAAGGGGUGGGGAUGUGGCUCAGGGGUUAAGUGCCCCAGUACCAAAACAAGGAUCCCCUGAAUGAACUCACCCCUUAGCCUAGUCAUUUUGGACUCAGGCCAUAUGUUAGAAUUACAAGUGGAGAUGUAAAAAUAAUAGAUAAGCUACUCAACUCUACUGACAGAAGCUCUGGGAGUGGGGCCCCAGCAGGUGAGCUUCAGAGCGUGACUAGGUCAGGAACUAUUGUCAUAGCUCAGAAGUUCAACCUGUCUAAGAAAUUAUUCUUCAGAGAGACUGUCCCUGCAUGUAUGUCCCUCCUCACCUCUAUCCCAUUCUCUCCCAUUUUCUGAUCCCUCACUUCAUCUUCUCUUACCAAACUCCAGUCAACAUUCGCUUUCUCAGAAAGCCUUUCCUGAUUAUUCCCACCCAACUGAAAGCUCAUUUCCUGGUUUCUUUCCUCAAAAGAAGCCUGGACUAGUGAUCUGAGAGCCCAGAUUUCAGUGAUGGUGCACCUUACUAGUCAGAGGACAGGGAGUGAGCCCCAACCUCCAGCGUCCACUCCCAGAUCAUAAUAAUAAGGACCAUGCACACUUCCUGAGCUUGUUCUGAGGACUCAGAUGUGACUGCAGCUGGAAUGCAGUAGAGUGCAUUCUCAGCAUCCAAAAGGCCCUGGUUUAAUCUCCAGCACCAAAAAUUUUUUAUAAAUAUAUUGCAUAUGUGUAUAUUAUUUAUGUGUUUAAUACAAACAUACAUACAUACAUGGUUGCAGAUUUUUAAAAAUGUGAUUGUGGAGGUAAAAUUGCUGAGAAAUUAUAGAAAAUUAUUUAGGUCUAAUAUGCCAAUCCACGUGAAGCACAGAUGUACCCUCACUUAAAAGAAAUAUAAAGUUAAAAAAAUUUAAAUGCUGGAAAUAAUAUGUUAUAUAGCCAACUAUGGGAUAGUUUGGCAAGAAUAUGUGAAAAAAAAUAUGGGAUUUUCCUAUCAUUAUGAAUCUAUGGUGUAUAACCCUGUAAAAAAAUCUAAUUGGAUUUAG
Messenger RNA from Sciurus carolinensis (gray squirrel), 3537 nucleotides. Its product is annotated as free fatty acid receptor 2. Gene Ontology annotation, molecular function: G protein-coupled receptor activity. The record is from RefSeq and is a predicted model, not a curated record. Gene Ontology annotation, biological process: cellular response to fatty acid; G protein-coupled receptor signaling pathway. The transcript has 2 exons. Gene Ontology annotation, cellular component: plasma membrane. Lineage: Eukaryota; Metazoa; Chordata; Mammalia; Rodentia; Sciuridae. Bases 300 to 1289 code for a protein of 329 amino acids.